Mercenaria mercenaria is the source of this 489-nucleotide messenger RNA. RefSeq lists its product as uncharacterized. The record is from RefSeq and is a predicted model, not a curated record. Bases 1 to 489 code for a protein of 162 amino acids. The transcript has 2 exons. NCBI's taxonomy places the organism in Eukaryota, Metazoa, Mollusca, Bivalvia, Venerida, Veneridae.
AUGAUUCUAGCAGAGAAGAUAUUCAUUCUGGUAAAGUGGAUUAUAGUAUCGUUCUGUUGCCAAGAAGACAAGAAGGCAAGAAAACAAGAAGAUAAGAAGGCAAGAAGACCAGAAGGCAAGAAGACAAGAAGGCAAAAAUGCAAGAAGACAAAAAGGCAAGAAGGCAAGAAGACAAAAAGGCAAGACGGCAAGACGGCAAGAAGACAAGAAAACAAGAAGGCAAGAAGACAAGAAGGCAAAAAGGCAAGAAGACAAGAAGGCAAGAAGGCAAAAAGGCAAGAAGACAAAAAGGCAAGAAGACAAGAAAGUAAAGAGGCAAGAAGGCAAAAAGGCAAGAAGACAAAAAGGCAAGAAGGCAAGAAGACAAAAAGGCAAGAAGACAAGAAGGAAGGAAGACAAAAGGCGAGAAGACAAGAAAGCAAAAAGGCAAGAAGGCAAGAAGACGAGAAGACAAGAAGGCAAGAAGACAAGAAGUCAAGAAGGCAGUAG